Messenger RNA from Labrus bergylta (ballan wrasse), 871 nucleotides. The record is from RefSeq and is a predicted model, not a curated record. NCBI's taxonomy places the organism in Eukaryota, Metazoa, Chordata, Actinopteri, Labriformes, Labridae.
AUGGACAACAUUGCUACCACACAAUCUGGUUCAGAGCUGGUUUACACCAACACCUUGAAAAGUGUCCAACCGUACACUCUGGUCAGACGCACGCCCUCCCUCAUCCUCCCUCUGGCCUGCCGCAUCCCUGGAGUCCAGGCAAAGGGGCCGAAGUUCCAGCUCGGCAUUCCCACAGAGAAGGAGACCUUUGGUGCUGUGAGGUAUUGGAUAGAAUUUUACAGUCCUGGAUAUGGGCCAUUUGCAAAAUUCACACGCGACCCAGAGCUCCGAACCCUCCGAAUGGCUCCAAGUCGAAUACGUCGAGAAGUGGAACCUCUAUCAGAGAUAAACACUCCUUCCAGCAGCAACUCCAGCAGCUUCACCAAUUACACCACCCCCAGCAGCUCCCCCAACAGAACCACUGCCAGUUUCAUCGACUCUACUACUAGAAUGGAAGUCGGGUCCAAGCUUAACGUGCUGGACCUCCAUGUGAGGUCCAACUGCAGCAUCAAUCGAGCCGAGAUGAUAGUCAGCAACUGUUUACAGUCUGAGACGGAGGAUUUUGCUGUGUCAUUCCCCAUUCUGAACCAAGGGUGUACAACUUCUAACAGCACAUUAGAGGUUAUUACAACAAACCUCAAUACAAAGAUUUACCGGCUUGAUUUGAGCAACUUGAAGACCAAGGGGACAACUGUACGUGAUUUCAUGCAACACACUCAAACAUAACAUUUUCUAAAUUCUUUCAUUCAUUUAAAAUUCCCCAUGACAAGUCUUGUGGGAUAAAUGAGUAAAUAAUAUCAUAAAUACAUCGAACCUUUUUGGUGGAAAAAAAGGAUGUAAAUAUUUGAUUAAGGCACGUAUAGACCGCAGUGAUGAAGAGGAACUAUGUAGA